This is a messenger RNA of Necator americanus (New World hookworm), 465 nucleotides long. RefSeq lists its product as uncharacterized. Bases 1 to 465 code for a protein of 154 amino acids. The transcript has a single exon. NCBI's taxonomy places the organism in Eukaryota, Metazoa, Nematoda, Chromadorea, Rhabditida, Ancylostomatidae. The record is from RefSeq and is a predicted model, not a curated record.
AUGAAUCAACGAACAACUGCCGCAGUUCGAACACCAGCCGGAUGUACAACACCGUUUGAAGUGGUAACUGGAGUAAGACAAGGGGCAGUGGCAGGACCCUUCGUGUUCAAUUUCGCCAUUGACGACAUUAUGCGAAGAACAGUCAACCAGUAUCCUGCCGAAAUUGUCUUAGCACCGUCUGGGUGCUCCUUGACUGACCUCGAGUACGCCGACGGUGUUGUUAUAUUCGCGGAAAACAGUACGAAACUUCAACACGUUGUCAACCUUGUAUCGAAGCUGGCUGCAGCCUAUGGACUACGUCUACGCCCUGAUAAAUGCAAGCAGAUGUGGAUCUCUUCGCGACCUCGCACGGGAAUCAGGGUGGACGGACAACCGAUAGAACUCGUCGAUGACUUCUGUUACCUGGGCUGUACGCUGAAGAACAACUCUCUGCUACGAGAGAGAUGUUCAGCAAAGAUGCGUUAA